Messenger RNA from Echinops telfairi (small Madagascar hedgehog), 1877 nucleotides. It is a transcript of the gene GPR137, whose product is annotated as G protein-coupled receptor 137. NCBI's taxonomy places the organism in Eukaryota, Metazoa, Chordata, Mammalia, Afrosoricida, Tenrecidae. The transcript has 7 exons. Gene Ontology annotation, cellular component: lysosomal membrane. The record is from RefSeq and is a predicted model, not a curated record. Gene Ontology annotation, biological process: positive regulation of TORC1 signaling; regulation of autophagy; negative regulation of osteoclast differentiation. Bases 584 to 1756 code for a protein of 390 amino acids.
GGUCCCGGCGACCGGAGCCGGCUCCCCCUGCGGCGGUCUCCACCUGCCCCCCGCGGCCGGAGAGGGGACGCGGUGGGGAGGUGGGGGGCAUUGGGAAUCCUGAGGAGGGAAGCCAAAGGCGUCUCUAUUCGGAUUCUUGGAGGGGAAAGAGCUCCCCAACGCCUGGGGAGGGGGAGAGCGGGUCGUUGGGGCGACCCCUUGCAGGGGCUGCUGUUCUAACUCAACUGACUUCUUCGACCCGCUCUCCCUCCUCCCGCGAGCCCGGCCCGGGGACCCCCCCACCUCCCCUUCAGCCUCCGCACCCACCCACCUAGCUCUGGGGGCAGCCCAGGAAGGAAAGCCCGUCUACCGCGGCGAGGAGAGACUGUCCUCCCACGCCCCUGAGACAGGGGGCCGGGGCCGAACGGCCUGCGACCCCCACGACUGGGACCCAGCCAGCCACAACUUGUUAACGCCCUGAGGUCCCCACCUCUCUGCCGACGGCCGCACCUGCAGUCCUUUCCCCUCCGUAUUUAUUUCCCUGGCCCCCGGCCAGCCCCUCCAUCUCUCUCUCCUCUGGGCUCCAGGCCUCCCUUCCUGACACAUGGAGAGUAACCUGUCUGGCCUGGUGCCUGCUGCUGGCCUGGUGCCGGCGCUGCCGCCUGCCGUGACCCUGGGGCUGACCGCGGCCUACAUCACCCUCUACGUCCUGCUCUUCUUCACUGUCUAUGCCCAGCUCUGGCUGGUGCUCCUGUAUGGACACAAGCGGCUCAGCUACCAGACCGUGUUCCUGGCACUCUGUCUGCUCUGGGCCGCGCUGCGAACCACCCUCUUCUCCUUCUACUUCCGAGACACCCCCCGAGCCACCCGCCUGGGGCCCCUGCCCUUCUGGCUCCUCUACUGCUGCCCUGUCUGCCUGCAGUUCUUCACGCUGACGCUGAUGAACCUCUACUUUGUCCAGGUGGUGUUCAAGGCCAAGGCGAAGCGCAGGCCCCAGAUGAGUCGAGGCUUGCUGGCCAUCCGAGGGGCUUUCGUGGGCGCAUCGCUGCUCUUCCUGCUGGUGAAUGUACUGUGCGCGGUGCUGUCUCGCCAGCGCCGCGCACAGCCCUGGGCCCUGCUCCUCGUGCGCAUCCUGGUGAGCGACUCCCUCUUCGUCAUCUGCGCCCUCUCUCUUGCUGCCUGCCUCUGCCUAUUGGCCCGGCGGGCCCCCUACACUAGCAUCUACCUGGAAGCCAAGGGGACCAGUGUCUGCCAGGCAGCUGCAAUGGGUGGCACCAUGGUCCUGCUCUAUGCCAGCCGGGCCUGCUACAACCUGGCGGCCUUGGCCUUGGCCCCCCGGAGCCGGUUGGAUGCCUUUGAUUACGACUGGUACGAUGUCUCUGACCAGGCGGACCUGGUGAACGACUUGGGCAACAAAGGUUACCUGGUGUUCGGCCUCAUCCUUUUUGUGUGGGAGCUGCUGCCAACCACCCUGCUGGUGGGCUACUUCCGGGUGCACCGGCCUCCCCAGGACCCGAGCACCAGCCGCAUCCUUAACAGACAGGUCUUCAGCUCCCGGUCUUACUUCUACGACCGGGCGGGGCACCGUGACAACCAGGGCUGCAGCUGGGAGGAGAGUACCAGAAUGUUGGGCAGCCUGAGCCCCAGCCGGCAAUAUGGCACCAUUGGUCAGGAAUCAGCCUGCUGCAAGACCAGCCAGAUACGGACUGCUCCUGUGCUCUGCCCCCAGGUGCCAGGCAGGCACUACCACAGCCUCUACUCUACUCCACAAACGUGACCACACCCCCUGCCCCAGGAUGCCCAGACCCCAGGCCCCCUCAGCCCAGGCCCCUGUGCCAAGUUCACGUGCCACUUCUUGCCCAGGAUCGCUCAGCUGUGGCGCCUCUUCCCCCAGCUGG